AUGAAGUACCUUAUCCUUCUUCUCGCUUUUGUCUUUAUCGCUGAAGCUUACAAAUCGUCGAACCCAUUGAAGACAAAGAAGUACAAGUGCGUCGAGGUUGCCGAUGACGAAGAGAUCCAAAUUGUAAAGAAAAAGAAGUUCCUAACCUCGAAGUAUCCAUGGAAGGCGGAAGAGGAGAAGGCAGCCAGAAAAUCGGAGGCAAUGAUAUCCGCCGAGACCAUUGAGAUGCCAAUGGCCAGAAAGGUUCUCACGAAAAAGAUUCUUGCUGCCACAACUCCAGCAACGGUAUCAGAUGUUCAACGCGAUUCCAAGGGAAGACCUUUGAUCCUUUCGCCACAGCAUUGCAAGCAGAUCGAACACUAUUCAAAGACCUAUGGAGUGAAGGAUGUUCUCGGAUGGGUUCAGAGCAACUGCGCAUUUGCAAAAAUGUAUGUUCCAGGAGCAACCUGCGAAGAAAUCAACAUUCUUGUUGCUUCGUGCUAUAAAAAGAACUAA
This is a messenger RNA of Caenorhabditis bovis, 495 nucleotides long. The record is from the annotation of a GenBank genome assembly. Lineage: Eukaryota; Metazoa; Nematoda; Chromadorea; Rhabditida; Rhabditidae.